AUUCGAAUAGAAUUUUCUCAAAUACCAAUACCAACUUACCCAAUUCACUUUACGUUAAAGUUAGAAUCAUUUUCGAAUAUCAGUACAUUUACCUUUCACCAAUCAACAGAAAUUCCAAUACCACCAGCUUCAGAACAAAACUUACCAGAUGAUUCAUUACCUUUUUCAAUUACAAAUUCCAAUUUAACUACUACGACAUCAAACACAACUAUUAAUUUAUCUACAUUAACAAAUGUUGGUGAAACUAAUUGUACAAUUCAUAUAGAUUUUAUGAAAAAAGAUUCAAAAUCUUCUUUAGGAUGGAAAACCAAAGGGAAUAUUCCUAUACUUUCAUUACCACAUGAUGAUUAUAAAAUUAUCAAAGAAGCCAAAUUUUGUAAAGAAAUGAUGUUGGGAUAUAGAAUAUUUCCGUAUGCUAAAAAAUUAUCCAAAAAUAUUUAUCAAUUACCAAAUGCUCAAACACAUUCUUGUGGUGAAUUAACUUAUGAUGCAGAAAAUGAAAAUAUUAAUAACUCUAAUCAAAAUAUUAAUGAUGAUUUUGAUAAUAUAUCACAAUACUCGUUAUCUGAUAAUGAAGACGUACCACAAACACCAGGAAUCGUAUCAUAUCCGACAAAUAUAAUAGAUCAUAAUAGAAAUGAUGAUUCAAGUGUUUCAACUUGUAAUGAAAUUGAAUUUAUUUAUUUAACGAUUCCAAAAGAAUCUUUAUUGGGAUUGAUGGAUUCUUUGGAUCGUCUUGCUGACAAUGAUAUCCGAAGUGG
This is a messenger RNA of Racocetra persica, 761 nucleotides long. The record is from the annotation of a GenBank genome assembly. Lineage: Eukaryota; Fungi; Glomeromycota; Glomeromycetes; Diversisporales; Gigasporaceae.